CCGUCGCCAUCGACAAUAUUUUGUCCGACGAUGGUUGUCAAAAGUUCGCUCGCCUUAUGUGGCCGCAGGGAAAUGAUCGUUUCUGUGAAAUAAUGAAAGAGUAUGGAAAGUUGAUGGCGGAACUGGACCGUUUGGCGAAGAGAAUGGCGUUUGAUAGCUACGGGGUGGACAAGAAUCGAUGCGAUUCAUUCCUAGAGUCAAACGAUUAUCUGCUUCGAUUUCUCAAGUACAGAAAACCAGAGAAGGAUGAGGGUAAUUUGGGAUUGCAUGCUCAUUCCGACUUGACUCUCCUAUCCUUGUUGCAUCAACUCAAUUUUGGGGGCUUGGAAAUCAAACCCAAGGGUAAGGACUACUGGAUUGAGGUUGGUGCCUCCCUCUCCUCCGUCGUCAUCAUGGCCGGAGACGCAUUAAAGAUGUGGAGUAAUGGGAGGGUGCACUCGUGUGAACACCGAGUGGUGGUGAAGAAUGCAGAGAGAACAAGGUAUUCGAUGGGAUUUUUUUCCUUCAACGGGAAGACGAUGGAGGUGCCGGAGGAGCUGGUGGACGAGCAAAAUCCCUUGCGUUAUAAACCAUUUGAUAACUAUGAUUACCUUCGCUUCUGCGACACUUCCAAAAUCAAAGAUCCUGCUGAGGUGCGACUCGAGACUUAUUGCGGUGUUUCCAAGGCAACUUAAACUUCAUAUGAAUCUAUCAGUUUCUCUUUUCAGCAAAUGGGA
Molecule: messenger RNA, 716 nt
Organism: Neltuma alba
Lineage: Eukaryota; Viridiplantae; Streptophyta; Magnoliopsida; Fabales; Fabaceae
Product: 2-oxoglutarate-dependent dioxygenase AOP3-like
Exons: 3
Coding region: 57-674 (205 amino acids)
Source: RefSeq, a predicted model, not a curated record